UGGUGACAAACAGUCUUUUCGUUCUUCCGGACGUCGACUAUAUUAUUGUCUUAAAGAACGGAAAGAUCACUGAUUUUGGGACUUAUGAUGAACUCAUGGCUCUUAAGGGAGACUUCGCUGAACUCAUGGAUCAGUUCACCACAAGUGUCGUUGACGAUGACUCUGACAGCACCCACUCAUCGGAGGGGCCGAUUAGAGCCCGAGCAUCGACUAGUGAACCACCGGCGCAGACAACCGACUCGACUGUAGAUAAAUCAAAAUUAGUUGAAAUCGAAACCACGGGUUCAGGAAAUGUUAAGUUUGAAAUAUACAAAAAGUUCGCAAAAUCGAUGUCAAUGUUCUGGACAUUCAGUAUAAUUACCGGAUAUGCCAUCACUAAUGGCUGUAACAGUGGAUCCAGUUUUUGGAUCACGUAUUGGACCGAAGACCCGAAUGGCACAGAAAGGAAUGGCUAUUAUUUAGGAAUAUAUGCUGUCAUAGGCUUCUGUCAGGCGGUGUCCCUGUGGUACGGCUGGAGCUCAAUAGUGUCCGGGUCUUUGUUGGCCUCACGUACUCUACACCAGAAACUGUUGACAAACAUAAUCCACGCGCCGAUGCACUUCUUCGACACCACACCCAUGGGUCGAGUCAUCAAUCGGUUCAGUAAAGACAUCGACGUUUUGGACAGUAUUAUGCAAAUGACGUUAAGGGUAUUAUCGAGUACGGUAUUCCAGACCCUGGCUAUACUGGCCACCAUAUCCAUACAGACCCCUAUAUUUAUCGCGGUGUUUGUGCCGGUUAUGGUUAUCUACUAUUUAAUACAGAAAUUCUAUGUCACAACCAGUCGUCAAUUGAAACGAUUAGAGUCGGUCACUAGAUCUCCGAUAUACUCGCAUUUCAGUGAAACCCUGAACGGUGUGUCCACUAUUAGGGCUUACAAUGCAAACCAGAGGUUCAUUGAGGUGUCCGACCAGAGGGUAGACAACAAUCAGAUGUGUUUCUAUCCCAACGCUGUCGCCAACUGUUGGUUAUCCAUAAGACUUGAAUUCUUAGCAAAUUUAAUCAUAUUCUUCGCGGCCUUACUAUCGGUGCUCUCGAGGGGUAGUCUCAACGGCGCAGAGAUAGGACUUUCCAUAUCAUAUGCCCUGAAUAUAACACUAGUACUGAAUUGGGGGGUCCGGAUGUUUGCGGAAAUGGAGAACAAUGUGGUGGCCGUCGAGCGUAUCGACGAAUACACGCAAAUAGAGUCGGAAGCGAAA
Messenger RNA from Oppiella nova, 1238 nucleotides. The record is from the annotation of a GenBank genome assembly. NCBI's taxonomy places the organism in Eukaryota, Metazoa, Arthropoda, Arachnida, Sarcoptiformes, Oppiidae.